CCGUGCGUGUCAGGAAGUAUGACGUAACCAAAUCUGCAAAUGAAACCUACGGAACAGAAAGUAAAGUUUAUUGAGUUGUUGAGCUGGCAGUGAAACGACUCCUCAGUUACGUUCUCACAGAGUUGCAGAUCUUUGCAGGACCUGAGCAACAUCCUCUCUCAGCCACAUUCUUAAAUCAAGAUGUCAGUGCAGUUCUCUGGCUGGGAGGUGGUCGACGAUGGCGCUUCAUUUCCUGGUGUGGAGCUGGGCCCAUCACAGACACCUCAGAACCGGGGCAUUUACGCUAUGUACCACGGGACCAGUGUUGCCAGUGCACGGCUCAUCAUUGCCAAUGGUUUUAAACAGUCAACAGGUGGCAUGCUGGGACCAGGCGUGUAUGUCAGUCGUGAAAUGAAAAAGGCAUCUAAUUAUCCAUUGAAAAGUAACCCUUCAGACCGUGUGGUCCUUAACGUACGUGUGCGUGUUGGCUGUGUCAAGCGGAUUGACAAGGACAACCAUCCUAUGCAAAAAACCUGGCACUCACAUGGCUAUGACACAGCCUGGGUGCCCCCCAAGUGUGGCAUGAAAUCUGUGCCCAGCGGCCUAGAGGAAGACUGUGUUUUUGACCCCAAAAGAGUGAAGGUGGUGGGCAUAGCAAAGGCACCAAACACCAACGUAGAGAAGGAGCUAAAGCAGCUUCUAGGAAAAAAGUCCGAAACUUGUGCUACUGUGGACGUCUGCUCGCUGUGUAAGAGGAAGACGCAGAAGGGUUCUCUACACAUCAAGCAGCAGUGCUGGGAGUGUGGGAAAAACAUCUGCAUUCUCAUGUCCAAGCAUUACUGUCCAUCUAAACCCUGACAUGAAGACAUAAGAAGGUUACCAGUUUAUAAUAAAUCUUUAACUGUAUUAUAUUCUCUGAUAAUCAUCAUUAUGAUUAUGUGUGGUAAAGAUGAUUGCUUUAUGUGAUGUAAAACUUUUAACUGUUAUAAUACUCUCAUGAUUGUGAUUUACUGAAAUGAUUUAAAUUCACUGAACACUAAAUUAUGUAACACAUGUAAAACCAAUAAAUGUCAUUAUUAUA
Lates calcarifer (barramundi perch) is the source of this 1060-nucleotide messenger RNA. RefSeq lists its product as uncharacterized. Bases 181 to 837 code for a protein of 218 amino acids. Gene Ontology annotation, cellular component: cytoplasm. Lineage: Eukaryota; Metazoa; Chordata; Actinopteri; Centropomidae. The transcript has 2 exons. The record is from RefSeq and is a predicted model, not a curated record. Gene Ontology annotation, molecular function: NAD+ poly-ADP-ribosyltransferase activity.